This is a messenger RNA of Dictyostelium discoideum AX4, 1851 nucleotides long. RefSeq lists its product as hypothetical. The transcript has a single exon. Bases 1 to 1851 code for a protein of 616 amino acids. The record is from RefSeq and is a predicted model, not a curated record. Lineage: Eukaryota; Evosea; Eumycetozoa; Dictyosteliales; Dictyosteliaceae.
AUGGAAAUCCAAGAAAAAUUAUUUUUUAAAGUUUUUAGAAAUAAAUAUUUAAAAAAACAAAUCUUCCAUCAUGUUAGAUUAUAUAAUAAUAAUUAUCAUACUCAAGAGUUUACCAUAGAAUCAUUAGCUAAAUACCCAAUGAAAGAGUAUUUAAGAAGUAUUUUAAUAAAAGAUUAUCAAGAACAAGAUCAACAAUUAUUGAAUACUCUAUUAAACUCUUUACCAAAUAUUGAAAUUUUAGAGAGUGAAAAAGAUUACAACAAGACUCUACCCUCAGUAUCAGUAUCUUCUAUCCGAUCGAUUAAAUUUGGCGAGAAAUUCGACCAACCAAUAGUAUGCUACACCCUUCCAAUGCUAUCAGUUAAAGAAUCCUUAACGUCACUUGUACUUGGUGAAUCGUUUAAUCAGCCAAUUGAUUUCCAAUGUUUAGUGAAUUUAAAGACUUUAGUAUUUGGUAAUUUCUUUAAUCAACCAUUAAAGCCAUCUCAACUUCCAAAAUCUUUAACUUCUUUAGAAUUUGGACAUGCCUAUAAUCAAAAGAUACAAUAUGGUGUACUACCAACAAGUUUAGAAACUUUAAAACUUGGUCCAUCAUUUAAUAAAAUGAUUUUUUCAAAACAAUCAAAAAGAAAAAGAUCAUCAUCUUUAUUUUUUAAAUUAUUACCAUCAUUUAAAAGUAGUGGUAGAGCUAUAGAACAACAAAAAGAAGAUUAUGAUAAUGAAGAAAAUGAUGAUAAAUCAUUAAAAAAUUUAAAAGUUUUAGAAUUGGGUGAAUAUUUUAAUGGUAAAUUAAAAUCAUUAGGAAAAUUACCAUCUUCUUUAGAAUCUAUUCGUUUUGGUGGUAUAUUUAAUCAAAAGUUAUCAAAUAUGUCAAAAUUAACAUCACUAAAAUCUUUAAGAUUUGGUAGAUUAUUUAAUCAAAAUAUUGAUUCACUUCCACCAUUUUUAACAUCAAUAACUUUUUCAUUCCAUUUCAAUAGUGAAAUUAAAGAAUCAUCAAUACCACCAACUUUGAAAAAGAUAAUAUUUGGAUAUAUGUAUAAUAGACCCAUUGGAUUUUUAAAAUCAACAAAUGUAGAAUCAAUUACUUUUGGUCAUAAUUUUGACCAACCUUUUAUUGAUUCAACAACAACAACAGCAACAGGUGGUAAUGAAGAAUCAUUAUUACCUCAAUCUCUCACUUAUUUAGAUCUUAGAGAAAGUACUAGAUUCGAUCAACCAUUUGAUAAACCAAAUAUAUUACCACCAAAUUUAAAAACCCUUCACCUAUUUAAAAGAUAUAAAAGAAGUAUGAUUGCCAAAUAUUUACCAUCGACUUUGGAAAACUUUGUAAUUAGUAUAACUGAAUCAAAUCCUCAAUAUCUUGAUCAAAAUUUACCAAUCUCUAAAAUCAUUUUCAAAACAAAUCUAUCACCAUCAGUGAUUGUGAAAUCUGACCAAAAGAAACUUCAAGGAUUACCAUAUUCAAUAAAAUCAUCAACACCAAUUGUAAAUAUUGAAUUUGAUUAUUUUUAUAUCACAACAUUUAAUCUAUUCAAAAUACCAGAAACAGUGGAGCAAAUUUCUUUUAAUUUCUUAUUCGAUAUUUCAACUCUAAAACACACAAUUUUCCCAAGAAAAUUAAAAUCAUUACAUAUAACCUACACAGGAGAACGUGAAUUAAUUCUAGAUAGAUAUUCACUUCCACAAACUAUUACCACAUUGUAUAUAAAUAACACAAAAUCAACUUCAAUUAAAAUACUAUCACUUCCAAAUUCUCUAAAUGAGAUUUAUUGUAAAUAUUCAAAUGUUAAAUUUAUAAAUUAUUGUUUAAAUCAUAAUCUUUAUAAUAUUUUAAAAAUUAUUGAUUAA